Nilaparvata lugens (brown planthopper) is the source of this 1419-nucleotide messenger RNA. Its product is annotated as phenoloxidase-activating factor 3. Lineage: Eukaryota; Metazoa; Arthropoda; Insecta; Hemiptera; Delphacidae. The record is from RefSeq and is a predicted model, not a curated record. Gene Ontology annotation, molecular function: serine-type endopeptidase activity. Gene Ontology annotation, biological process: proteolysis.
AUUGUUUUGGAGACCUUACAUUAUCAUUCAUAGCUCUAUCAAAUCGUUUUACGGAUGCCUGCCUAUAUUUUUUUUAUUUACGUUCACGUUGUCAUCCGGCAGUCGCGUUGUUAUGGAAAGUAAAAUAGUUGAUCUUUUUUCUCUUAGUUUAGAGUUCAUCAUUUCACUUUGAGGGAUACAAGGAUAUAAUCGAUUAGAAUUGAAUGGCAUCUUCCUUCGUGUUAUUUCUCAUACUACCGAUCCAUUGCAUUAUUUGCAGUGAAUUUGACCCAUCAGCUCAUCGCGGCUGGCACUUGAUUAAUGAUAAAUGUGGAAUCCGAAACCAGCUGAAAGUAUUUGGUGGAGAGAAUGCCGCCAUAGGAGAGUUUCCUUGGGCUGCUCAAUUCAUCACCACGAAAAAUAAAGACUCAUCAUCAAGUAUGUGCACAGCGGCAAUAAUCAGUGACCAGUUCGUUCUCUUAGCAGCACAUUGUCAACCCAAAGAACCUUACACAUCUGUUGUGGUAGCCGGAAAUGUGGAUAUGAAUCAAGACUCAGACUGUGGCUCAAGAACUAAUAACUGUGCACCGCCAAAGAAAACGUAUCAAGUGGAAAGGUUCUUCCAUCCUGAUGAUGUAUUCUACAAGGAUAUAGGUCUGGUCAAAAUCAAAGGGAGGUUCAAAUUCAACGAUUUCGUUGCCCCUAUCUGCUUGGAGUAUGGAGAGUUACUUUCCAAAGACUACGCCGGCACUGAGGCAGAGUUUGCUGGGUGGGCUGCCUACAAAAUCGACCCAGUGACCAACACAACCUCUGGUCCAUUCAUGCUGCAGAAGUUCACAGUACCUGUGCAAAACGAGAGCGUCUGCAUAGAGUCCAUGCACGUUAUUGUUCGGAAUACCACUUCUUGGCAGAAGGACAGGAAGUCGUUUAUUUGUGCUGGAAGCAGACCUGAUCAGUACAUUUCGUCUGGGGACUCAGGUGGUGUUCUGGCGGUGGCUCAAUCGGUUGCUGGCGACAUACCUAGAUUCUUCGCAGUUGGAGUUGCGGCAAUGCAUUCUGAAGUGCCCUCCAUUGCAGAUGUCUACACGCGAGUCGCAUACUACAUGGAAUGGAUCAUGGAUACUAUCGCCAAUGAAAGUGUAUAACUGCAUUACAUUAAAAUAUAUCGAAUAAUUUUGAACAAUAUCAAGCGAAAUCGGACAAUAUCGAUCAAUAUAGGGCACUAUUAUGACAUAAAAAAGCAUUUUCAAACAUUAAAAAACAAAAUCAAACAAUACAAUACAAUAUCGAAUCAUAAUAACAUCACAUUUCUUCAAAUACAGCUGUAUUCUCACACUGAUUUCACGUCGACACGACGUGACACGACACGAAAGGACAGAAUGCUCUCCUAUGGACUAAUCGGCUCUGUGUAUAAACAAUCUGACAUUAUUUUUUAAUGAA